AUGCCAGAGGAAUUUGUGCCCGCGUGGAAAAAGCUCGGACUUAAAGUCAAACAGACUGAUCCACUCGCCGUUGGAAUAGUUGGUACUGAACAAAACGAAAACGUCAAGCGAAAAAGAAAGGAGCCAAAACAAGAAACGGAUGCUAAUGCUGAAAAGGGCCCCAAGAAGCCGCCAAAGAGGGUUAAAUUGCCAAAGAAUGAGCGACCACCUCCUCCAGAGGCAGAUCAACUAGCUUAUUUACGCCAGUAUCACGAGGAUAAAGAAAAUUGGAAGUUUUCGAAACAGAAACAAAACUGGAUUUUGAAAAACUUGUACACAAUUGAAGAAUCCUAUGCUGAAGCUUUGGAUUCAUAUGUAGACGGAUUAGUUGGUGGAGCCAGAGAUCGUGUUGUUGAGGAAGCCAGAAAAGUAAUAUCUGAGUGGAAUGAAUUCAUGACGAAAGAGGACGAAGAGGAGAAAGAGAAGGAAGAGUCAACUUCAAAGGAAGUCGCUGAAAAAGAGGAAAAAAUUGAAGAGUCAAAUGCCGAAUCAUCGAAAAGUGAAACCUCAGAGAACUCGAAGCCAAAAUCUAAGACCCAGGAACCCCCACAGCCUGUGGCACCUAGUGAGUCAAAAGCAAUUAAAGCAAGGCAUUUUCUGGAACUGCUUGUGGGCGAAAAACCAAAACUGGAGUUCAUAGAUUGA
This is a messenger RNA of Sugiyamaella lignohabitans, 684 nucleotides long. RefSeq lists its product as uncharacterized. The record is from RefSeq and is a predicted model, not a curated record. Lineage: Eukaryota; Fungi; Ascomycota; Dipodascomycetes; Dipodascales; Trichomonascaceae. The transcript has a single exon. The coding region runs from base 1 to 684 and encodes 227 amino acids.